Cylicocyclus nassatus is the source of this 615-nucleotide messenger RNA. The record is from the annotation of a GenBank genome assembly. Lineage: Eukaryota; Metazoa; Nematoda; Chromadorea; Rhabditida; Strongylidae.
AUGUCGAAUUUGAACAGGCGAGUAAAGCUGAAUGUUGGCGGUCAGAUUUUCGAAACAACUGUUGGCACUCUGACUCGUGUAAACGGUUCACUGCUUGCAAAGCUUGUCGAAAAUAUUAGCGAAAAUGACGACGAAUCGAUUUUCAUCGAUCACGAUCCACGAUAUUUCUCUUCUGUAUUGAAUUUCCUUCGUGAUGGUCGGAUUCCCCUCCCAGACGAUAUAAAGGAGAUAGAUGAAUUGCGAAGGGAAGCACAGUACUUCAACCUAAAAUCGAUGACUGAUUUUAUCGAUUGCGAGGAACAGCGUGGACCACCAUUUUUUCGAGGAGACAAAGUCGUCUGGAAAGAUCACAAUUUCCACCGAGCAUUGUCAAAGUGUGGGUGGCAUUUUGAUGGUACGACCGAAGACUCCAAGGAACCACUAUGCUUCAUUCCAAGAACUAUCUCUGACGUCGAAGUAGGCCACCAUUUUCUGCGAGAUCUUGAAUCUCACGACGACAAGGAGAAUUAUUAUACCUGGAACAAGGAAGUAUAUAUCACUAAAAUUGUGACAGAUAUACACGAUAAUCUCCAGGGCAAAGAAGUCAAAGCAAUUUACUCAAAUAGUGAAGAGUGA